GUAAAAUACAUUCAUCAACAGUCUCACGGCGAAGUUCGAUCUCGCAACACAUUCCUAGAAGAUCAUGGGUUCGCAGGUUCAAACAGAAUGUGAGCCAAUCAAAAGGUCUCCAUUGUUGAAUGUGCUCAUGGAAGUGUUUUGCAUGGUGUUGGAUUUGGUGAAAGUGCUUAUACUUGGUAUACCUGUUCUGCUAAUAACAGCUGUUAGGAUCUUAGUGCCAUCUAAACCAAAGAGCAUUCGUGGACAAACUGUAUUGAUAACCGGUGCUGGAAAUGGCCUGGGGAAAGCUAUGGCCCAUGAGUUUGCCAAUCGAGGAAGCAAUGUUGUGAUCGUCGAUGUUGACCUAGAGGCAGCAGAACGCACGUGCGAAGAGAUAAAGCGCGACCGGACAACCAAAGCCUACGCUUUUCGAGUGGACGUUUCGUCAUACGAUCAAGUGGAAGCGUUCGUCGACGGCGUUCACAAAACGGUUGGUCCCGUGGAUAUACUGAUCAACAAUGCCGGGAUGGUUAGCUUCGAUUUUUUGCAAGAUGCUGACGAAACGAACAUCAACCGAAUGCUCGAUGUGAACGUGAAAGGCGUCAUAUGGAUGACGAAACAUUUCCUCAAGAAAAUGAUCGAGCGCAAACGGGGACACAUCGUUUCCAUUUCAUCCCUGGCGGGAAUUCAUCCGCUUCCGUGGGCAACCGUGUACUCCACAUCGAAACACGCCGUAAAUGGAUUCAUGGGAGCACUGUCGGAACAGUUGCGCCUGCAAGGCCAUGGCAAUGAAAUUCGGACGUCCUGUGUAAACCCGUACUACAUUUCGACGAGAAAGGAUAUAACUGACUUUUUGAAGAAACCGAGGUUUGGAAUCCUAUCAACCGAUUAUACCGCGAAGGCCAUUGUAGAGGGGAUACUGCAAAAUGAGACAACGAUAACAGUUCCGAAAUUUUUCGGGCUAGGUGUUAAAUUCUCACAAUUGUUUCCAACAAGGGUUCAGCAAAUUAUCAGAGAUUAUAUUUUGCGAGAGUACGAGCUUAAUUCUGCCUAAAACCGACACUUUCCAAGGCUUCUGCGGAGGGUAUAUGUUUUAAAAAAUGAAUUGUGAUAAAUUAAGAAUAAAACUUGACUAUGAAUAGCAUUAUUCAGCAAUAUCAUUGAACAGCGGUCAUGGAUUGCAUCUUGAA
This is a messenger RNA of Aedes aegypti (yellow fever mosquito), 1169 nucleotides long. RefSeq names its product 17-beta-hydroxysteroid dehydrogenase 13. The record is from RefSeq and is a predicted model, not a curated record. Gene Ontology annotation, cellular component: lipid droplet. Lineage: Eukaryota; Metazoa; Arthropoda; Insecta; Diptera; Culicidae. The transcript is spliced from 5 exons. Gene Ontology annotation, molecular function: oxidoreductase activity, acting on the CH-OH group of donors, NAD or NADP as acceptor. Bases 65 to 1033 code for a protein of 322 amino acids.